AGCGCAACUGGUUCCCAGAACCGCUGCCUGCUAGCCAGUGUUUCACUUUACUUUCAGCUGCAGCAGGACCGCAAUCGUCUCUGUUCUUUAAGUCGGCAGUAGUACGUUUUAAUAGCAUCUCUGCAUCAUCACUAUGGCUUCCAAGAGAAACGCUGAAAAAGAAAAAGAGGCUUUGGACUGGAUUGAAGCCAUUCUUGGAGAACCGAUUGAUCGGAAGAAACCAUUUGAAGAAGUUCUUAAAAAUGGUAUUAUUCUUUGCAAUUUCAUCAACAAACUUCUGCCUGGAUCAGUGAAAAAGAUUGAGAAGAGUGGCACUGGCUUUGUUUUGAUGCAGAAUUUAGAACGCUUCCAAGGAGCACUGAAGAAAUACGGUGUCCCUGAAACUGAAGUAUUCCAAACUGUCGAUUUAUAUGAAAGGAAAAAUAUUCCACAAGUAGUUUUGUGCAUUUACGCCAUUGGAAGAGUGGCUCAAACAAAACCAGAUUUCAACGGACCUAUCCUUGGUCCAAAGAUGGCAGAAGAGAACAAACGAGAGUUCACCCAGGAACAGUUAGAGGCCGGUAAAAAUGUUGUCAGUCUCCAGUAUGGAAGCAACCAAGGUGCAAGCCAGGCUGGAUUGAGCAUGGGCAAACAAAGAAUGAUCGCCGAUUAAAUUAUUUCUGCAUCAUUUUUUUUUAAUAGUAAAAAACUCUUGUUUCAAUGCUAAAUGAUAGCAAAUCUUAGCUAACAGUAUUCAAAAAGAGA
Messenger RNA from Octopus sinensis (East Asian common octopus), 744 nucleotides. Its product is annotated as myophilin. Gene Ontology annotation, molecular function: protein binding. The coding region runs from base 134 to 652 and encodes 172 amino acids. The transcript has 4 exons. The record is from RefSeq and is a predicted model, not a curated record. NCBI's taxonomy places the organism in Eukaryota, Metazoa, Mollusca, Cephalopoda, Octopoda, Octopodidae.